GCUUCAGAGGAUUCUGCUUGCCAGUUUAUCCAUCAUAUCAUCCCCCAAGUGAUUCAUGAACAUAAAAAUAGGAGCACCAAAAUACUUAAGCAGUGGUAAUCCGAACUGAACUCACAUAACAAAACAGAGAUCAAAAAAUUAAGCAAGCUGAGCCUUUAAUCAAGAAAGCAUUUGGAUUAUCCAUUGUGAUAAAAUACAUUUUUUGCAAUGCGGACUCCUUUGCUAAGUAGCCCUGAUACGCUACAAGUCAACAUUCUUAACUGUGAUGUAGAAGAGAGAAAUGUUGCCAAGAAGGAAAGUUUCUCUAUGCUUUGGGAGGAUCUGACUAUGGAAGUAAGGCGGCAAGAGAGGACAACGUUGCUGGAAUGGAAUAGCUUCCGCCAUGAGAAAUAUGAAAAACAACACCAGGACACCAUUCUUGUGCAGAGAUCUCCCAGCUUGAAGAUACAGAUGGGCAGACUGGGAGAAAAGAUGAAAGUGUACCUCCUUCCCUACAAGAAUGUGCUUCCUGUACCUUUGUUUAAACCAAGCAAAUUACCAAGCAAACAUAAUUAUGCAUCUGAAGGAUGUCAAGCCAGAAAUGGCUCUGCUUCUGAAAAAGAGGCAAUCAGACAAAUGGCAAAAGGUUCUCAGUCCACCAAACCAGGUUUCCAGAUUUCCAGCCUUCUACCCCAACAAAAUAUCUGGUGCCCAUCAAUGCAUUAAUUGCUUUGGUUGCAUCCUAGCUGGGGUUUUCAAAUUACUUUCUAGCUUGUGGCUUUAAAAACAUUGCAUAGUGCUAGGACUGCCACACUCAAGCUCAGUGUUAGAAC
Podarcis raffonei (Aeolian wall lizard) is the source of this 812-nucleotide messenger RNA. Its product is annotated as telethonin-like. Gene Ontology annotation, molecular function: titin Z domain binding; structural constituent of muscle; titin binding. The record is from RefSeq and is a predicted model, not a curated record. The transcript is spliced from 2 exons. Gene Ontology annotation, cellular component: Z disc. Gene Ontology annotation, biological process: cardiac myofibril assembly; skeletal muscle myosin thick filament assembly; detection of muscle stretch. The coding region runs from base 208 to 705 and encodes 165 amino acids. NCBI's taxonomy places the organism in Eukaryota, Metazoa, Chordata, Lepidosauria, Squamata, Lacertidae.